Molecule: messenger RNA, 375 nt
Organism: Gongylonema pulchrum
Lineage: Eukaryota; Metazoa; Nematoda; Chromadorea; Rhabditida; Gongylonematidae
Source: the annotation of a GenBank genome assembly
AUGGUUUCACGUACGCAACGCUUCAUCCAAUUGCUUGGGCCAGAUUGGAUGUAUUGGUUUCCGGCGUGUAUAGUUGCAGGAGGUGCUUUCGAAUUUUUCAAGACAAAGUUCACAUUUAUGGGUGUCAACUACUAUACCGUAUUUCGGAAGAAACAGAUGCAACGACAACUGGACGAGUUUGAAAAUUGGCUCAAACAGAUGGACGACCUGUCGGCACAAGCUACAAAGUUCACAUUUAUGGGUGUCAACUACUAUACGGUAUUUCGGAAGAAACAGAUGCAGCGACAACUGGACGAGUUUGAAAAUUGGCUCAAACAGAUGGACGACCUAUCGGCACAAGCUGUACAACUGGCCGCACAGAACAAGAAGAGCUGA